This is a messenger RNA of Angiostrongylus costaricensis, 306 nucleotides long. NCBI's taxonomy places the organism in Eukaryota, Metazoa, Nematoda, Chromadorea, Rhabditida, Metastrongylidae. The record is from the annotation of a GenBank genome assembly.
AUGAACAACUGCUACUCACCGACCGACGCAGCCGAUGAGUGCGAAUUAAAUGCAUUCUACUAUCAGUUGGAGGAAGUCAUUCGCAACGAUAAAGUAAAUCAUAAAUUUGUUGUUCGAGACUUCAACGCCAGAAUAGGAAAGGCCAACGAGAGCGAAUACAGGAUCGGAAAUUUUGGAUUAGAAGAAAGAAAUGAGAAUGGAACCGUCUCGCAGGACUCCUGUCAGCAGCACGUCUCUUCCAUGGAAACUCGUUUUUCCGAAAGAAAGAGAGCCGCCGCUGGACAUGGGAGCCACCUACCUGCAUGA